Messenger RNA from Phialemonium atrogriseum, 1803 nucleotides. RefSeq lists its product as uncharacterized. The record is from RefSeq and is a predicted model, not a curated record. The coding region runs from base 1 to 1803 and encodes 600 amino acids. Gene Ontology annotation, biological process: positive regulation of gene expression. The transcript has 3 exons. Lineage: Eukaryota; Fungi; Ascomycota; Sordariomycetes; Cephalothecales; Cephalothecaceae.
AUGUCCACCGAAGAACAGACGACCCAGAACACACCCUCUAGCGACAAUGCUACAGGCUCUGUGCAGCCUCAGCGUGCUAGGUCAGAUAUCAAGGAUAAAAUCACCGACAAGAAGCAGAAGCUCAAGGAUAAGACGGCGCCGCCCGGCGGUUUCGACUCGACUCCCCUCCCCGAUGCCCCUCCGGGAUUCACCGUCAAGAUCACCUUCAUCAGGGCCUCGAACCUUCCAAUCGCCGACCUGCGCGCACACUCAGCUGACCCUUUCGUCCACGCAACUCUGAUGACAGACGUGCCCAGUAGACACAAGGAGGAUCCUGUCCUGACGUACAGGACUUGGACUGUCAAGAGGAGCACCGAGCCCGAAUGGAACCAAGAAUGGGUCGUCGCCAACGUCCCCCAGACCGGGUUCACGCUCGAGUGCCGGUUAUUCGAUGAGGACGACAUGGACCUCAAUGACCGCCUGGGCACUGUCACCAUCAGAGUACCGCAUGUCGACGCAGACUGGGAGGGAUUUGGGCCCGACGGCAAGACGUUCCCAGUGAAGAAGCGCAAGGGAAGCAAACGUGCCUACCUUCUGAAGGCUGCCAUGACCGCCUUCAGCAAGACUACCUCCAUGACCCCCUUCUUGACUAUCGGCGUCGACGUCCUGGGCCCGUCUGACCCGCCGCACGCCCAGAUGUACACGGUCGGUCCGACGAGCUGGGUCAGACACUUCAGCCCCACCAUUGGUCGGUUAGCGGGGGUCAAGGUUAACAAGGAUGAGGGCCAUGAUGCCGAUGGUCCCACGGCGGAUGGUAGAAAGAGCAAAGAGACCCAGAAAUAUGAUUUCCAAGCCAACGAGAUCCAACUGGCCGGACCCGUACCCCCAAAGCUAUACCACCGCUACGUCGAGUUCCGGCCGCUGAUAGGGAUGAUGUUCUCGUCCCACGGACUGCGCGGGCGUAUCCUAAACAAGGCCCUCCACAAGCAGCACAAACGGGUGUACAACUACGACUCGUCAACCGAGUACGGCAGGUUCGAGCCGAGGAGCACUGAGGCGUCGCUUCAGUUCCUCAAGAUGGUGCACUUCGACGAGGGGGGCCGGAUAUUCACCUAUGUUCUCACCCUCGACGGCCUGCUGCGCUUCACCGAGACGGGCAGCGAGUUCGGCAUAGACCUCCUGAGCAAGCAUACCAUGCACUCGGACGUAGCCACAUACAUCGCCUGCUCGGGCGAGUUCUUCAUCCGCCGCGUAACCAACCGAAAGCCAGGCCAAAACGGGAGCCGGGACGGAAACGGGAGCCGGGACGGAAACGGAAGCCGGGACGGAAACGGAAGCCGGGACGGAGACGGCGCCGCGCCGAAAGCAGACCCGCAGCCGCAGCCGCCGCCGCACAACCCGGCCGACUACCAGUUGGUGAUCGACAACGACAGCGGCACCUACCGGCCGGACAAGUCCGUGCUCCCCGACCUGGCGGCCUUCCUCGAGAGCAACCUGCCGGGCCUCGACGUGCGGGCCAUGCACUGCGCCGACGACGAGCUCGCGCAGCUCAAGAAGGAGCAGCUGCAGAUCAAGAAGCGCGAGCUGCCCCGCGUCAACAUGGUCCUCGCCCGGAGCCCGUCGGCGAGCAGCUUCGGCUCCGGCGCGAGCAGGUUGUCGGAGCUUGAGAGGGACGGUGACGGGAGGCUGCCGCCGAGGAGUAAGAAGGAGAGGGUGUGGGAUGUGGUCGAGGAUCCGAGACGGUUGAAGGACUGGAAGGGCGUCGUGGGCGGUGAGCGGCCCGCGGGUGGGGAUUCUGGAGGAGGAGCAGCGGUGACUGGGUAA